GGCAGAAGCUCGUGCGCGUCACCAGCCUCCUGCUGUGCCAGGGAUCGCUCUGGGUGGGGACGGAUCUGGGAAUCAUCGUCCUGCUGCCCGUGCCGCGCCUGGAGGGCAUCCCGAAAAUCACCGGCAAGGGCCUGGUGUCCCUCAACGGCCACUGGGGCCCGGUGCAGUUCCUGGCGCUGGCUCUCAGCACCUUGGCCCCGGACGCGCUCCGCCCCGAGCGCGACGACCCCGACCCGGCCCGGCGCGAGGAGGAGGAGGAGGAGGAGGAGAAAUCCGCGGAUCCGGAGGCGCUCCCGCCGCGGGAAAUGCGGAAAAAAGGGAUCCUGUUACAGUACCGGCUGCGCUCCACCGCCCACCUGCCCGGCCAGCUGCUCUCCGUGCGGGAAGCGGAGCCGGGAACGCCGGGAACGCCGGGACACGCCGAGGAGGACGGAUCCAUCUACGAGCUGGCCGACGAUCCCGACGUGUGGGUGCGGAGCCGGCCCUGCUCCCGGGAUUCUUCCCGCAAGGAAAUCUCCUCGGUGGCCAUCGUCUCCGGAGGCCGCGGGUACCGGGAUUUCCGGGCGGAAUCCGCGCGCCGCUCCGGAGACGCCGACAGCUCCCUGCUCAUCUGGCAGCUCCCGCUGGCGCUGUGAAUUCCCGCACGGAAUUCCGCCCCCCCCCCGGUUUUCCUACCUCAGGAAUCGCCCGGAUUCCCGGGAGCGGCGCUUCCGCCGCUGGCGAGGAAAAAACAAACAAACAAAAAAAAAAAACUGGGAAAAAGGCGGGAUUUUCCCCCCGAAUCCGGCGGAUCUGGAGCUGGGAGCGGCGGGGUUUUCCCGGUUUUCCUCUCUGUGUGUGCGUGUGCGCGUGCGUGUGCGUGUGGAAAAUCCCUAGAGAUAGAAAUCCCUGGAUUAUAAAUAGGCUGUACAUUAUUACCUGUAAAAAAGAAGGAAUCUGUAUAUAUUGGGAAUGCCGGGAAGAGCGGGAGCGGCUCCCAAAAAAGCGGCUCCGGCUGCGAUAUCCGCUCCUAUUCCCGACUGGGAAUUCGAGGAUCUUCCGUACGGAAACCCCCUGGAUUUGGGAGCCGAGCCCGCUCGGCUUCCCGAGGAAAGGAAAACGGGGGGAGUGUGGAAAUAAAUCCCAUAGG
Messenger RNA from Hirundo rustica (Barn swallow), 1129 nucleotides. Its product is annotated as rho guanine nucleotide exchange factor 10-like protein. The annotation marks the transcript as partial. The transcript is spliced from 2 exons. The record is from RefSeq and is a predicted model, not a curated record. Lineage: Eukaryota; Metazoa; Chordata; Aves; Passeriformes; Hirundinidae. Gene Ontology annotation, molecular function: guanyl-nucleotide exchange factor activity. Gene Ontology annotation, cellular component: cytosol. Gene Ontology annotation, biological process: SREBP signaling pathway; actin cytoskeleton organization; positive regulation of stress fiber assembly.